AUGGAAAGGGAGGGGGAGAAACGGGGGAGGGUGUGGGGGAGGGGGGUUGAUGGAGACACAGAGGAAGAAUGUCAGCCUCUGGACUCUGCAGCCAUCCACAUCUGUCUCUGCUGCCACUCUGCUGUCUGCUACUGGGGCUGUCGCUCCAACUGCCUGGGAAACCUGCUGGGGGAGGACACUACUGGAAGGAUUGGGGGUACCAGAGUUGGCGGUGGUAGGGGUUUGAGGGAGACUCGCUGCCCGCCAGAGGAGGGUCUGUGGCUGGACUGUCUCUGGCUGAUCCUGGCUCUCCUUGUCUUCUUCUGGGACGUGGGAACAGACCUACUUCUCGCUGCGGACUACUAUGCCAGACAGGACUAUCUGUGGUUUGGCCUGACGCUCUUCCUGGUGCUGGUGCCGUCGAUAGUAGUUCAGAUCCUGAGCUUCCGCUGGUUCGUCCAGGACUACAGCGGAGAGUGUCUGACCACCUGGCUGGGGACGGUGGACUGCAGCAGGGGAGGAGAGAGAGAAAAGCUGACCAGGCGAGGGCCAGCUGGCCACAGAGGGGUUUAUCCUGGGACAGACCGGGUCAGAGUGGCCUCAGUAUGGCUGUGGCAGAUCACCAUACACAUUCUACAGCUGGGACAGGUCUGGAGGUAUAUCCGUACAUUAUACCUGGGUAUCCAGUCCCACCGUAUGAAGGAGCAUAAGGAGGCUCAGAGGAGGUUCUACUGGGCCAUGAUGUUUGAGUACGCAGACGUCAACAUGCUGAGGCUACUGGAGACCUUCCUGGAGUCAGCUCCUCAACUAGUACUACAGCUCUGCAUUAUGAUACAACAGAACCGUGCUGAGACUCUACAGUGUAUAUCUAGUCUAGGCUCACUUCUGUCUCUAUCCUGGGUGUUGGCCUCGUACCACAAGCUCCUACGUGACUCCAGGGACGACCAGCGCAGUCUGAGUUAUCGCGGUGCCCUCCUCCACCUUCUCUGGCGCCUCCUCACCAUCUCCUCCCGCGUUCUCUCUCUCGCCCUCUUUGCAUCCCUCUUCCACCUGUACUUUGGCAUCUUCGUGGUGCUCCACUGGUGUGGCAUGGCGCUGUGGGUGGUGCAUGGAGGAACAGACUUCUGUAUGUCUCGCUGGGAGGAGGUGCUGUUUAACAUGGUGGUGGGCAUCGUCUACAUCUUCUGUUGGUUCAACGUCAAGGAAGGACACACCAGGGGACGCAUGGUGGCUUACUACUCUGUGGUACUGGCUGAGAAUACACUGCUCACCGGACUGUGGUAUGUGUAUCGUGACCAUGCAGAGACAGACAGCUACGCGGUACCAGCGUUGUGUGGUGUCUACCUGUCCUUUGCAGGUGGAGUACUGGUGAUGCUUCUGUACUAUGGUCUUCUUCACCCCUCACGCACACACCCCACCCCGGCCUCGACCUGGUGUGAUGAGCUGCUGUGGAGUAACCCCCUGCCCCCCUCAGCCCCGCCCACCCCAGGUUACCUGGCUGCCCCGUCCCACAGUGAUGAUGUCAUUGCAGAAGGCUGUCUGCCGGUGUUCCAGGUGCGUUUGGAGCCCCCCACCUCAAGGCGUUUCGAGGGUCCUCUGAUAAAGAUUGACAUGCCCAGAAAACGUUACCCGGCCUGGGACGCUCACUACGUGGACAGACGGCUGCGAAGGACCAUCAACCUACUGCAGUACCUGACGCCUGCAGCCGCAGGCAUACGAUACAGGGACAGACCUCUGCUCUAUGAACUACUGCAGUACGAGUCUUCUUUCUGACACACAUACACACACAUAGACAAACACACAUAUUUACAUGUGCGCACAUGUAACCGAUGUGAAAUGGCUAGCUAUUUAGUGGUGCUCGCUAAUAGUGUUUAAUCGGUGACCUCACCCGCUCUGACCUAGAAGUAGUUGUUUCCCUUGCUAUGCAAGGACCACAGCUUUUGUGGAGUGACAGGUAACGAUGCUUCGAGGGUGACGGUUGUUCAUCUGUUCAGAGGGUCCCUGGUUCGAGCCCAGGUUGGGGCAAGCAGAGGGACGGAAGCGACACUGUUACACACAAAUGGGACUCUUCUCUCUGUUUUUAUCUCAUCUGUGUUUUGUAUUCCUUUUUUUUCUUCCUCACUCUGCUGAGAAGACUGGAUAGUGACAGAAGACAGCAUGUCAUGUUAUUUUCAGGUCUUCAUGAAUAAUACUAAAAGAUAAUAUGAAACUAGAAAAAGAUUGAAUGUAAUAUAAACAGCUGCCUGAAAGCUGUCUCCUAGCUGUGAGUUUAUAUUUUCUUUAGUUUGGUAACUGUGAUUAUAUAUUUCCUUUAGUUUGGCUAACUGUAAGUAUAUAUUUCCUUUCGUUUGGCUAACUGGGUGUGUAUUCGCUUUAGUUUUUAACUGGAUGUGUAUAUAUUUAUAUGUACAGAGAUGUGUGUGUACUGUGUGUGUUGUGACUGAGCUGUGAGUCUGGUAGUCAAUUAUGUUUGCUUGUUUGUCUGCUCAGGAAGGCACAACAUUACAGAACGUUAAGAUAGAUAUGUAUUGUGUAGAACAGAUAAGAUUUUCUGUCAUGUAGAAUAUGGAUAUGUCAUGCUCUUUCUGAUGACCUCAUCCCUGAGGUUGUCAUGUUGACAGAGACCUUUACCUGACUACAUCUGACCAUCCCUCCACCAAUCAACACUAACCCUCCACCGAUCAACUUUAUAUGGUGCAAAUAUAUAUGAAUAUAUAUAUGUGAACUUUAUCUGUUAACUUCAUUUGGUGCAAAUAUAUAUGAACAUAAUAUGAACUUAUUUUUUUGGCAAAUAUAUAUGAACAUAUAUGAACUUCAUAUGGUGCAAAUAUAUAUGAACAUAUAUGAACUUCAUAUGGUGCAAAUGUAUAUGAACAUAUAUGAACUUCAUAUGGUGCAAAUGUAUAUGAACAUAUAUGAACUUCAUAUGGUGCAAAUAUAUAUGAACAUAUAUUAACUUCAUAUGGUGCAAAUAUAUAUGAACAUAUAUGAACUUCAUAUGGUGCAAAUAUAUAUGAACAUAUAUGAACUUCAUAUGGUGCAAAUAUGUAUAAACAUAAUAUGAACUUAUUUUUUGGGCAAAUAUAUAUGAACAUAUAUGAACUUCAUAUGGUGCAAAUAUAUAUGAACUUCAUAUGGUGCAAAUAUAUAUGAACAUAUAUGAACUUCAUAUGAUGCAAAUAUGUAUGAACAUAAUAUGAACUUAUUUUUUGGGCAAAUAUAUAUGAACAUAUAUUAACUUCAUAUGGUGCAAAUAUAUAUGAACAUAUAUGAACUUCAUAUGGUGCAAAUAUAUAUCAACAUAUAUGAACUUCAUAAGGUGCAAAUAUAUAUGAACUUUAUUUAUAAAAGCAAUAAUACACUUGAGCGUAUGCAUUUGGAGUGGACUCAGCGUUCUACAUUUGACCUUAACCUCUCUCUGUUUCUGUUCUGGGUGAAAAGUAACAGCAGGUAAAGGCUCUGAACUUUGUGGCCAAAGUUUGAGAUGCAAUCAGUUCAGAGAUUAGGCUGUAUUGAUCCAGGUUCAUAUCAGAAUCUAGUUUUAUAAAACAUUUAAAGUCAGUCAGUGAGUCAUUCUGACUGGUGGUCAGGACUUCAGUCUGUCAGGCUGAGCUUGAGCCAGCUCUUAUAAGCACAGAGCAGGUUAAAGGUACACUGCAAUAUGACAUCAUCAUACGGGUCAACUUCCUGCUUACAGAAAUCAACAGUAAAAUUAAUUUCUGCCAAGACUUCCACUAUAGGCUCUGUCUAAUGGGGACACGUCUCAAGGGAAGGUACCCAUUGAGAAGAAACAUAUUUGGAAAUCACACUGCUGUGUAGGGAUGAAUAUACGGGAUAAUUCAUAUUUAUCCCGAGAGUCCCAGGAAAUACCCCAAAAAUCUGAAGUGCCCUUUUAAAGUGUUUCAAACCAAGAUAUGGUCACUAUGCCAGGGUUAUCCCCAAAUAAGAGGGGUGCUGUGCCACCUUGUCGGCUUGGCUGUGCCACUACAUAAAGAUUACAGAGAAAAUGAAACUGAUAUUUAGUAAUGAUAGAGUAACUAUCUUUGAUCACCAAUGACAUUGUUGUGAAUUGCGAAACAGGCCGUUCAUAAAUUAUCAAUUCAGAGUAUUUCAGCAAUUGGCCAUCUCGACACAAAGCGUGCUCAGGACGCACAGAGCGCACCCCGAGUAUAGCGUUGUCCAAUCAUACAAACUUUGUAACGGCAAUCAAACAAAAGUCAAAUGACCAAAGUUGCUAAACUUGCUAGAUAUCUCCUAUAUUUAGCAAAAUCGAGUUGAUGAUUAUACAGACAGCUCAUGAAUAACGGGCAGAUGACAAGUGGAAAUAAUUUAAUUAUCAAGGUAUCUUAACAUGGGCCUACUCUGCUUUGAAAAUAUCCAUAUCUACUCUCAUACCGUUUGUUGAUCACACACACUCUACCGAAGCUCUCAUAUGGGCAGCAAGUACAAGAUAGCACAGAGAAGCGGGGGAAAUGUUAUAGGGCUAUUUUGACAUGCAUAGGCGAGAGAUGUGCUUUGAUAAUGCAACUUAUGGUUCAGAAUAAAGUUCGGAAUUUUCACGUGAGUCAGGAUUUUGGGUUUCAGUGGGAUUGGGAAUGGAUAGGAAAACAGCCUAGGCUCUAGGACAGGAGAAGAUAGCAUUUUCCCUCACGCCUCUCUGACUUCAUGUCUGUGACAGAGAUUCCCAUGUAGUGAAUUGUGCAUAAGCCUAUCAAAUGUGACUGUCUGAAGAGUCACAAUGACAGCUCAAAGAGGCAGAUGUUAUUUUAUAGCCUAUACUGUAGGGCUUUCCUGUAGGGUUUAUUAACUGCAUUCAGGUCACAUGUGCAGUCCGGCAGUGUCAGUUAUGUGUGUACUUUGAAUUUAUAGCAACUUUGUGUGAAGUAAAUACACAAGGCUUCCAUGAAACAACCUGUUUGGAUAAUGUGCUAUUAUUUAUUUUUGUAUAAUCUGCUGCCGCGCAUGUUGUGCAUUUUGUGGAAUUGCAUUAGUGUGACAUUGGGGAAAAAUGUUUUAAUUUCUCGGGUCUUGUCAUUUUAUCUUUUCGGCACAGUCCCGGGAUCCCGGUUACCCAUGUAAAUUCCUACCACUGUGUAUUAUGAUGAUGUCAUAUUGUUGAGUCUACCUUUAACCAAACUUAACAUGGAUGUAUUGUACAGGUAUGAUAUAGAAGUUAUGACAUGAUAAGUCAUUAUUUCCUUUGAACUCACGAGACCCCCUUGAAAACUAAUUAGUUGGGUUCAUCUCAAGGAGUUUAAAACUUCUUAAGGAUCGGACCCUUUUUUUCAAUUUUCGCCUAAAAUGACAUACCCAAAUCUAACUGCCUGUAGCUCA
Messenger RNA from Coregonus clupeaformis (lake whitefish), 5313 nucleotides. Its product is annotated as XK-related protein 6-like. Gene Ontology annotation, biological process: phosphatidylserine exposure on apoptotic cell surface; engulfment of apoptotic cell; apoptotic process involved in development. Gene Ontology annotation, cellular component: plasma membrane. The coding region runs from base 1 to 1752 and encodes 583 amino acids. The record is from RefSeq and is a predicted model, not a curated record. The transcript has 5 exons. Lineage: Eukaryota; Metazoa; Chordata; Actinopteri; Salmoniformes; Salmonidae.